This is a messenger RNA of Xyrichtys novacula (pearly razorfish), 2570 nucleotides long. Lineage: Eukaryota; Metazoa; Chordata; Actinopteri; Labriformes; Labridae. The record is from the annotation of a GenBank genome assembly.
AGUCUUGAUCAUGUAGCCAAUCACAAAGCAGAAAACGGUUUUCACAGACCAAUCAGAAACGGCCCAGACCCAAGCGGUACCCGGAUUUUGAUGAACACUCAGCAUCCAUCGCAGCUAAACAUCCCGUCGGUAAGUUGGCCAACACUAGUGCAAAUACGCAAAAGAUGCAGCCUUGAGAAAGAAGAACGUGUGUUGUACUCACAUUUACAUACAACUAUGUAAUGAAAUAUAUGUAUUUAACCUAAUACGGGCUUUUGGCACCAGGCUAGCAUUGUUGGCAAGUUAGCUUUGUAGCAAGCAGCGGUGGCUCUGUUUGGCGCCCCACUGCAAAUGUUUUUGUUUUUUAUUUGCGUAUUGUGGACAUUGAUGUUAUAAAACAUCUAUUAAAAUUAAUAUAAAUUACGAAAAUCCGAGGCAGCUCUUGUUUUAAGAACGUGGACAUGUGCUAUUUCACGAAGCAAGAUAAUAAUGGUCAAAAUGGAAUGAUAGAAGACUCCAUAAAGAUGACUAUGUUCGGUGUUAAACAGUCUUUGAAUUGUGUAGGGAUGAAUGCAAGCUGGUGCAGUGUCGACUUUAUUACUUGAACGAGUGCAUAUGUGAGUUCAGCGAAGAUGACUGUGAUUUAAAGCAAUUUACUACACUAUAGUAUGAUUUUUCCCCAUUUUCUGCAGCUAAAGAGGUAUAAAAAUGGGGCGCAGAAAGUCUAAGAGAAAGCCACCUCCUAAGAAAAAAAUGACUGGUAACCUGGACACCCAGUUCACCUGUCCAUUCUGUAACCAUGAGAAAUCCUGUGAUGUCAAGAUGUAAGUACAUGAAAAUGCUUUAGAAACUCAAAGAAAUACAUCAUGAUUCAAAAGCGAUGUAAUAAUAAUCACUGUUUUUCAGGGAACGAACCCGCAACACAGGGAUUAUAUCAUGCAGCGUGUGCUUGGAGGAGUUCCAGACUCCAAUAACAUGUAUCCUUUAAACCAACAAAUAUCAUGAAGAAUGAAGAAAUUAUGAAGAAAAUGAUGGUAUAAAAACGAAGGAUUAAAGGAAAUAAGUUUAAAACAUAAAAAAGUUAAUUUAUUUAAAUUCUUAUUUUAAAGGGAUGUUCCAGCGUAAAAUUAAUUUAGGGUCAAACACACCGUAACACUGAGUUAGACACCCCCUCGAGAGAUGAAUGUUGUCGACCACUUGCUUCUCUAGUUAUACCAACUUUAGUAACGACCGCAGGAUAGAAAUACACAGCGGUCUGAGGAGCCAUAAACAAACUUCAACCAGAACGCCACUCUAUAGUCACAAAUAAUGCUCAGAACUUUUUGGCUGUUUUGGUAAUCUUUCAUGAAAAACUGCACAUGAAAGAAAGAAAUUAUAUUUCAAAAACCAAUAGCAGCCACACUCUUUAUGUGUACUGUAAUGCUGCUAAAAGUCCACAUGUGAAUGAAAAAGUAAAAAGACUUUACAGUUGUAAAAAAAGAAUUUAAAGUUGAUUUACUCUAAGCGGGGGUUGGUUUUGUGGGCGUACGUCAAUUCCUGUCUUUAUUUAAGGUAUGCCUUAACUGUAUUUCAACAGAUUUAUCCGAGCCAGUGGAUGUUUACAGUGAUUGGAUCGAUGCCUGUGAAGCAGCUAAUCAAUAGCCAGGUUCUCCUGACUGUUUUUUUCUCCCUUGUGAUCCUUAAGUUGAAGUUUGGUCCAUAAAAUCACAUCCUGUUAAAUCAUCAUGUUGUAGUUACAUUUUAACAAUCAGUGGAGUCAUUUUAUCGUUACUAAUAAUGUUUGACAUGCUUAGUUUGAACUCGGCACAAUGUGGCAUGCUGAGCGUGACAUGUUCUCUGGCUGGACCAGGGAGUUGCCGUGUUGUGUCUGAGUCACCUAUUUUUAUUUACCAGCAGUAGGCUAUGUAUUAUUUUUUUUUUUUUGUAAGAAAAUAUGUUUCUUCUUUUCUCCUUUAAUCAUUUUCUGAAGUUGUAAAUGUUUCCUGACUGAUAUACCCACACACUUUAAAUAUUCCAUGUUCUUCAUUCAUUCAUUCAUUUCUGAAGUUGUAAAUGUUUCCUGACUGAUAUACCCACACACUAUAAAUAUUCCAUGUUCUUCGUUAGUAUUUGUCAGUAUAAAGGGAAUCCAAUCCUGUUUGAGUCAUUAAGGUCAGUUGCAUUUCAAAGAGUUUGACUCUUGAAUUUACGUUUUGCUGUCUAAUCAUGUCUUCAGCGCACUGAAACAUUUGUUGGUAAAUGAAAAUCUAUUCCUGUUUUUUUAUCCAUGUGUACUUUAGUGUAUUUUAGAAUUUGAAGUUAGAAUUUUAGAUCACACUUGUGUUUUUAUUAAACUACUCCUGUGUACUCAAGGUAGUAACAGCUAUGAAAAAUGAAAUCUGCUCGUUUUUUAAGUGUUUUAUUGCACAAAUGUCAUGUUUAGUAAAAGGCAAAUAGGGGAAGAGGGGAGGGGGGGGUCAAGAAGUCGAGCUUGAACACUGCUAAAACAAAUCUAACACAUCAAGGUGAAAUGUUACCAUACAGUUUCUCAUCAUUGUAGCCAUUUUGUAAAUUAAAGGGAAAAUCAUAAAUAAAAAAAACUUUCAAAAAUA